Molecule: messenger RNA, 1147 nt
Organism: Guyanagaster necrorhizus
Lineage: Eukaryota; Fungi; Basidiomycota; Agaricomycetes; Agaricales; Physalacriaceae
Product: asparaginase
Exons: 4
Coding region: 1-1095 (364 amino acids)
Cellular component (GO): cytoplasm
Molecular function (GO): hydrolase activity
Source: RefSeq, a predicted model, not a curated record
AUGUCCUUAGAGAAACCCACCUUCAGUGCGAACUCAAAAUUCGUCCUUGUCGUCCAUGGGGGUGCUGGAACCAUGUCUCGAGCGAACUCAACACCCGAGAAAGAAGCCGCGUAUCAUGCAGGUCUUCGUGCCGCCCUCGAGGCUGGCUAUCAAGUCCUGAAAGAUGGCGGGGAAGCAAUGGACGCGGCCGUUACUGCCGUCACUGUAUUCGAAGACAAUAUCCUGUUCAACGCAGGCAAAGGUGCCGUUUUUACCACGACGGGACACAAUGAACUCGAGGCAUCUCUCAUGCUGUCAAGACCACCUUCCACUCACCCCGAAAUUCUGGCAACGCGCCGUGGGCUGGGACUUACACUUUUAACGCGUAUCCGGAAUCCUUCCCAGCUUGUGAGAUCCCUGUACCUAUCUCCUUUCAAAGUUCCCCAUGUCUUCCUAUCUGCUACGCACGCAGAGGAACUUGCAGUUCAACAAGGCUUCCAGCUCGUCAAUGCGUCAUACUUCUUUAGCCUCAAACGUUGGAAAGAGCAUCGGGAAGGAUUGGGGCUCCCUGUUCUACCUCUCCCAUCCGGGGUUGAAACUGGUGGAGAUGAAGAUGACAUGAGUAUGAAUCCCAAGGGUACUGUCGGCGCUGUAGCCCUUGAUGUCAGGGGAUGCAUUGCCACCGUGACGUCUACCGGCGGUCGAACCAACAAGCUCCCAGGAAGAAUUGGCGAUACUCCGCACAUGGGGUCUGGGUUCUGGGCUGAGGAAUGGCCCGUAAAGGGAUGGAUACGGCGCGAGUGGAACAAACUAUGGAGAGGCAAGGACACACAGGCGGUAGGAAUAUCGGGAACGGGCGAUGGCGAUUACUUCAUCAGGCACGCAGCGGCGGUGGCGAUGUGUCAUAGAGUCAAAUUCAUGGGGGAGACCCUGGAUAGCGCCGCUCAGCAUACCGUAGAAGAUUUGUUGAAGGAUGGGGGCACGGGAGGUCUCAUUGCUUUGGAUGUCGAUGGUAACGUUGCAAUGGCGCUAAACUGCGAAGGUAUGUAUCGCGGAGUCAUCAGGGAGGAUGGUGUGGCAAAGACAGCAAUCUUUAGUGAUGAUAAAUUGCAAUAGAUACUUAGAAUAAGAUAUCAUAGAAUGAUAAAUAUGUAUGGUCACUUUGCCG